Molecule: messenger RNA, 2899 nt
Organism: Physella acuta
Lineage: Eukaryota; Metazoa; Mollusca; Gastropoda; Physidae
Product: serine/threonine kinase-like domain-containing protein STKLD1
Biological process (GO): protein phosphorylation
Molecular function (GO): ATP binding; protein serine/threonine kinase activity
Source: RefSeq, a predicted model, not a curated record
AAAAUCUAAGUGUUAGGCUAAAACAGAUAGAUCUAGACGCAAGUAUAUUAGGAAGACCACAACUUUCGUUUGAUACUCUGAUCUGGUCAUUUUAAAGCAAUAAUCAUGGAGACCGUUCGUGAGUCAAUGUCAGCAGGCGGAAUGAAAAGUUCAAAAGUUCUGAACAAAGUCUCCAGCUCGUAUGAGCUGUUUGAAGCAGAUCCAGAAGAUGAUGUCAUCCCGACCCAAUCUAACCCAUUUCGCGCACCAUCCAUUGCAGAAAUUUACAAAAUCAUUGAGCCUAUUUCUAUCAAUACACCAAGCAGUAUUUUUAUUGUUAAGAGCCGUGAAGAUAUGAAGAAAUAUGUGCUUAAAAAGAUUGAAUGCGAGGAUGAAAGUGCUGCAGUCAAAGCAUUUUUUGAGGAAAUGGAGCUGAAAAAGUUGGAACAUAUAAAUAUUGUUAAAUACAAAGAUUUCUUCGUUACUUUUGAACCGAGUCAAUCGUCAGUUUUCCUAAAUAUCAUCUCCAAAUACUUUCCCUGUGGUAAUCUUCAAAAAUGGAUUCAGGAGUAUCAGGAUAAAGCACAAUUAGCAUCUGAAAAGUCUGUAAAAAAUAUACUGGGGGACAUCUUGAAUGGCCUUGUCUACAUGCAUGAGAAAGGAAUUAUUCACAGGAACAUAAAACCCAGCAAUAUUUUUUUUCGUCAAUGUGGGUCAGUGGUGCUAGCAGACCUGGGCGUAUCUACCCUGAAUAGUGACAUGAGGACUAACACCAGACAGACACUCAGGGGCAUACUGUACCUGGCCCCAGAGACAGCCUACCAGUCACAUGAUGAGAAAAGCGACCUCUACUCUUUGGGAGCUGUGCUGCUCAACAUGCUGACCACAUCCACCCUGAGUAAUGAUGGUUUCUUCAAGAAGUUCUCUCAGAUCAAGGAAUUUCCUGAGAUGUUGAAUGAAGUGACUGAGGGAAUUAGUGAGAUAUACUCCAAGUCCAUGACAAUCUCAGUGCAACUUUUGCUGCGUCACAAGCACAGCAUUCGUUUUACUACACUGGAAUUCAUCAAGUCUGGCUUUAUCCAGGAGUGUAUGGCCAAUGCCAGCCACAGUGACACAGGCAAGAAGUCAACCAACAAAGUGACCAAACAAACAGUAGCAACAGUAGAUGAGACAGCAGUGCAUGAACUGACUGAUGUGAGCAAGAUGCUGGACUUUAUCUCCAACAAUAUUAACCAUGAAGCCAGCCUAGCUGAAGGACUGUCCAUACUAGCUGACCACCUGAGAGACAAUUACAAGGCCCACACUGACGUUGAUCAGAAAGCCAGGAGCAUGAUCAUGUUUGCCUUGUGGGACAAUAUCUUCAAUAUGGACAUCAUCAUCCCAGGCUGCUACGUCCUCAGUAACUUGGUUGCCUCCAGUCAGCCUAGUGCUGAGCCGACCUCAUUGUUAAGUUCUGAAAUCUUCACCUUUACCCAAAAAAUUAUGACAGCUUUUGAAUAUGAACCAGAAGUUCAGCUUGCAGCCGUUAACUUGAUCCUGGCCAUUUCAACGGACAAGCUAGCAGCCCAACAAGCAGUAGAAAAUGGAGGCAUGCAUGCCAUACUGGUGGCCAUGAGGCAUUCCAGACACAACGCUACACUCAAUGCUUUGAGCUGCAUGGCCCUGUGGAGCCUUACCUUGGAUGAUGAGAACCUAAAGGUUGCUGGCAAAGAGCAUGCCGUCAGGGAUGUCUGUAUUGCCCUGAGCAUCCACAAAGUUUCUCCACAGGUCUGUGAGUCUGCUUCAGCAUGUCUCAUCUCACUGCUACUGGAUGAGACCUGCUACGACCCCUUCAAUGAACUGGACUGUGUGGGCAACCUCAUCUAUGCCAUCCACUUGCACACUGAGUGUGUCAAAGUUGUCAAAAACUGUUGUAAAGUUUUGUCCAUUGUUGUGGAAGCUAAUGCUGAAUGCGCGUAUAGAUUUUUGACCAGUGCUGAAUCAGACAAAACUCCCCGUGGUAUUCCUACAAUAGUAGCUGCAUACAGCUACCACAAGGACAAUGCUAUGGUGGUGGAGAGUAUUGUCAGGCUUUUGUUGGAGCUCUCUAACUAUGAUGACAUCAACUCUGAGAUGCAAGCAGCCAUGAUAGCACAGACCCUAUUACUGGAGAUACACAACAGAUACAGAGAAAACAAGGACAUUAUGGGCCCAUGUGAGCUGGCCCUAGAGAAACUUGGCUCCCCCCAGACCGUGAUGAAAAAUUCCGCCAUGGGCCUGCAGGUGGCCCCACCCAGCAGGCUGUACAGGUUUGAGGGGGAGGUGCAGAGCUCGUGCAGACAGCUGCUCAGCAGGUGGCACAGAGACUCGAUGCUAGCGCAGGGCCAGAAAGCCAAGAUCAACGCCGAGCUCAACACGCGCAUGAAGAUGAAGAAGAAACCCAAGCCUUCCAUGACAUCAUUCUGACCCCAGCUCAUGACACCUCGGCUGGUUGACUCAUCCACCUUUCUCACAUUCACCCCUGUUAGAGCCAUUGAGAGCAGCAGUGUUGCGUGUGUUUGACGGCAGCACGCCAUCAUGUUGUCAUGUCUGUCCCAUUUGUCUUAGUGUGUGACAGAAUACUGGACCAUCUGCACGUCUGGCAGGGACAGAGUUGUUUGGUUCUUAUCAACAUCAACGUGUUGUUACAGUUUGGUUCUUAUCAACAUCAACGUGUUGUUACACCAUUGUUCAAUCCAUUGUGUCGACUGACAACAUGGUCGACUGACUUUGUCGACUGACAUCACUGGGUCAACGGACAGACACCACUGGAUGACAGGUUGUAAGGGGGUGGACUGGCUAGUUUAGAAUGCUUUUGUGUGGCUGUGCUAUUUUUAGACUACUCAAGUUUUGGUGACCUCAAAUUUUGAUAAAGUAUAAUUUAUAUUGAAUAAUUUAAUUU